Molecule: messenger RNA, 1516 nt
Organism: Hyphopichia burtonii NRRL Y-1933
Lineage: Eukaryota; Fungi; Ascomycota; Pichiomycetes; Serinales; Debaryomycetaceae
Product: DNA primase subunit
Exons: 1
Coding region: 21-1475 (484 amino acids)
Biological process (GO): DNA replication, synthesis of primer
Cellular component (GO): alpha DNA polymerase:primase complex
Source: RefSeq, a predicted model, not a curated record
GGAACUACGAAGUGAAAGCAAUGAUGUCAGUUGAAGCUAGCAGUCCGUCCGAGCCUAUAUUGAAAUCUUUCACUCUCGAAGAUGAGCAGCUCGAGAAUUCUGCUUCUGAUGAAGUGAAAAAGGCGUUUAAUAAACCAUCUUCGGCUGAUAUGUUAUUCUUUUAUGAACGAUUACUACCUUUCCGUCACAUUUUUCAAUGGUUGAACCAUUCUCCAAAGCCUACGCAAGAUUUCGUGAAAAGAGAAUUUGCCUUUGAGUAUUCUUCGGGUGCUUAUCAACGUUAUAACUCUUUCCCUACUCAGGUUGACUUCAAAAAAGCGGUGGUCACUGCUAAUCCUACCCGUUUUGAAGUUGGUGCAGUUUAUACUGUGAAUCCCAAAGAAAGAAAAAACUUACCCAAAUCUGCUAUGAAGCCUUUGAGUAAAGAAUUGGUGUUUGAUAUUGAUUUAACUGAUUACGAUGAAAUCAGAACAUGUUGUUCAGGAACGGAUAUUUGUGUUAAAUGUUGGAAAUUCAUUCAAGUAGCUUCCCAAAUUAUAGAGCUUGCAUUAAGAGAAGAUUUUGGUUUUAAACACUUAAUUUGGGUUUUCUCCGGUAGAAGAGGGGCCCAUUGUUGGGUUAGUGAUUCUAGAGCUAGACAAUUAGAUGAAGUUGGCAGAAGAUCGAUAGUUGAAUAUCUUGAUAUUUUAGGUUCAAAACAAAAUAAAAUGGGUAAAAAAUCAUUUAAUUUGAAAAAACCAUUCCAUCCUCAUGUUGAAAGAUCUUUUGGUGUAAUGGCUAAACAUUUUACUGAAAUAGUUCUACAAGAGCAAGAUCCUUGGUAUACCCAACCUUCCGAUGACAAAAAAGGUAAAAAUUGGGAGCAGGUCGAAGAAUUAUUAUCUUAUUUACCAGAUAAAACUUUACAACAAGAAUUACGUCUUAAAUGGCAAAAUAGCUCUAAAAUAUCAACAUCAAAGGAUAAAUGGGAUGAUAUUAACGUUGUAGCUCAAAAGGUUUUAAAAUCCCAGAAUCAAGCUGCAUACUUGAAAGAAGCAAAAAAAGACAUUGUGGUUUAUUAUUUAUACCCAAGGUUGGAUAUAGAAGUUUCUAAACAAGUGAUUCACUUGUUGAAAUCUCCAUUCUGUGUUCACCCUGGUACCGGUAACGUUUGUGUUCCUUUUAAUCCUAAAAAGAACUUAUCAAGUAAUACUGAGGAUGAUGAAUAUGGUUUCAAUCCAACAAACUCGCCUAAUUUGAGACAAUUGCAAAACGAAAUAGAAAUAUACGAUACUAAACGGGUGAAUCGUGAAUCCAGCCAACCAUUGGAUGAGUCUGAUUCCGAACUUGACAACAACAAUCUCAGAAUUGCCGAUUAUGAGAAAACCAGCUUAAAACCAUACGUUGAUUAUUUCGGUAAAUUUGUCCAGGAAUUACUUAAAGACGAAAUGUCAGAAUCUAAAAGAAAUAGAGAAGAUGAUCCAUUAGACUUCUGACUUUCUUCCACAUUUAUUAUCUUUUUCUUGUAUACUAAGGC